CUUGUCGAUCCUUCCAAAACACGGCCGUGACGCGUAAUCGCGUAAUCGUAAAAUCCAUUUUGACAUUGAUGAAUGAUUCAAAUCCUUGAAGAAGCUAAGUAAUCCUUCCUCCAUAUCAGAUCUUCUCCUUCCGCUAAUCAGAUAAUCAAAGAUCUCGGAAUCAGUCACCAACGCUUCUUCACGAAGAUGAGUUUCCUCUUUGGCCGGAAGAAAUCGCCCGCAGAACUCCUGCGGGAGAACAAGAGGAUGUUGGAUAAAUCCAUUAGAGAAAUUGAAAGAGAAAGGCAAGGUUUACAGGCACAAGAGAAAAAACUAAUUGCAGAGAUAAAGAAAAGUGCCAAACAAGGGCAAAUGGGAGCUGUUAAAGUUAUGGCUAAGGACCUUGUUCGAACACGACAUCAGAUUGAAAAGUUUUAUAAACUAAAGUCUCAGUUGCAGGGUGUAUCUCUCAGAAUGCAGACAUUGAAAUCAACACAAGCCAUGGGAGAGGCAAUGAAAGGUGUGACAAAGGCAAUGGGCCAGAUGAAUAGGCAAAUGAAUCUUCCAGCACUGCAGAAAAUAAUGAUGGAAUUUGAGAUGCAGAACGAGAAGAUGGAAAUGGUAUCCGAGGUUAUGGGUGAUGCCAUUGACGAUGCUAUGGAAGGAGACGAUGAGGAAGAAGAAACUGACCAGCUCGUCAGUCAAGUCCUCGAUGAAAUUGGAAUCGAUAUCAAUUCAGAGCUUCUGAAUGCGCCAUCAUCAACUAUAACUGCCCCUUCUGCGAAGAAUAAAGUUGCGCAAACUGAAGAAGCAACAACGGCAAACAACGAUGAAACUGGGAUAGACAACGAUUUACAAGCCAGGUUAGACAACUUGAGGAGGAUGUAAAAUGACAAUACGUAAUAAUGCGCAUUUUUGCGUAUUUUUAAAAUGUUUGUGCUUCAUUUUGUUGAUUGUUAUUUGAUGUAAGCCAACAUUAUUAUGAUCCAUUUGCUUUAAUGGAAAUGUGACGAUUUCAAAUCUUUC
Molecule: messenger RNA, 1005 nt
Organism: Impatiens glandulifera
Lineage: Eukaryota; Viridiplantae; Streptophyta; Magnoliopsida; Ericales; Balsaminaceae
Product: vacuolar protein sorting-associated protein 2 homolog 1-like
Exons: 5
Coding region: 187-867 (226 amino acids)
Biological process (GO): endosome transport via multivesicular body sorting pathway; protein transport; late endosome to vacuole transport
Cellular component (GO): multivesicular body; ESCRT III complex
Source: RefSeq, a predicted model, not a curated record